AUGUCGCAGCAGAAUGAUGACCUGGCCUAUGGCCACUACAAUGAAUCCUCGAGGGGCUAUGGCGACUCUUCGCGGGGUCUAGGUGACACCUUCAAGAAGUUCUACAAGAGCCACCAGACCUCGUCGCAGCCCUCGGGUCAACCGGCUCAGCCCUACAACCAAUCUUCCAACCAGUCCGCACCGCAGGGAGCGUAUCAGGAUCAGAAUCAGCCCCCUCAAUACGGAUCCAGCAAUCAAACCCCUAAUCCUCAAUAUCAACAACAACAACAGUACCACGGACAGCCGCAGAAGCAAGAUAAAAUUUCCGGUUUUCUGGACAAGAUCCAAGGCACAGUUGCUGGGUACGGAUCGGAAUGGGCUACCAAAAUCGGUAGCACCAUCGAUCCCCAGGCUUAUGCCCAAUAUGGCCACACCAACCCAACCACCGAGAAUCGCUUCGGUAGCUUUGCGCCGCCGCGUGAACAUAACGACGUGAAGUGGUAUGUAGAUGGCGCCGGCUAUUUCUGGGCCGUAUCUCGCGCCCUCGAAAAUGCACGGGAAUCCAUCUGGAUUUUGGAUUGGUGGCUCUCCCCCGAGCUCUAUCUCAGACGGCCACCGACAAAGAAUGAAAACUACCGGCUGGACCGCAUGCUGCAGGCAGCUGCCCAGCGUGGUGUGCGAGUGAACAUUAUCGUCUACAAAGAGGUCACCCAGGCAUUGACACUCUCCUCUUACCACACCAAGAAGGCUCUGGAAAGCCUGCAUCCGAACAUUGCUGUCUUCCGCCACCCGGAUCAUUUGCCGGGACACGAAGUCGCUGCUGAAAUCGAAAAUGCAUUCCAGCACCUGACGCUAGACUCUGCCAGUCUUACUCACAUGGAUAAGGAUAAGCUUAAAGGAGUGUAUGGCGCCACCGACGAGAUGAUCCUAUACUGGGCCCAUCACGAGAAGCUCUGCUUGAUCGAUGGACAGACUGCCUUCAUGGGUGGACUUGAUCUGUGCUUUGGCCGCUGGGAUACAAACCAGCACGCAAUUGCCGAUGUUCACCCGGAAGAUCUGAGUGAGACAGUCUUCCCGGGUCAAGACUACAACAACUCUCGCAUUCUGGACUUCCAUGAUGUAGCUCAAUGGGAGAAUAACCAAUUGGACCGGAGGGUUUCGUCUCGCAUGGGCUGGUCUGAUAUCUCAAUCAGUUUACAUGGUGCUGCAGUUGAAGAUCUGCGCCGACACUUUGUCGAGCGAUGGAAUUUCAUCUACGAUGCCAAGUAUCAGUCUCGAAAUGAGUCGCGUUACGCACGGCUAGCUCUGUAUGGACAGCCCAAACCAUCUAAUCAGCAGCAGGGUGGCCAGCAACAGCAGCCCAAUCUCUACCCCAGUGGACAGGCGAGCCCUCAGAUUCAGCAGCCCUCCCAGCAAUUUGCUGCUCAGGCGGGAGCAGGAUUGUCCCACCCUCCACAGCAGCCUCAGCAAAACCAGCCUUCCUGGCAGGCUGGAAACAGCCAGCCAUCCGGAGGCCAGUCGUCUGUUAGCACCGAACCCCAGCAGCAGCAGCAGCAGCAGCAACCGCCGCAACCCCAGCAGUCCCAGACUCCAUCUUACAACCAAUAUCAGUCUUCUACUUACCCACCUGCUCCCAGUCAAGCCUCUCAAACACCUGUACAAGGCCAACAGCAGCAGCAUUCUGCUCAGUCCUGGCAAUCCGGAAAGACCGAUUAUCCUCCCCAGGGACAGUCUCAGUCUCCCUCUAACAUUCAGUCCCCUCCUCCCUACUCCAGUGGUGCUCUACCGGAUCAUACAUCGGGCCAGUAUUCAUACACUGGAAAUUCGUUCCCGCCUCCACCCCCAGGGCCCGCUCCCAGCCAAUCGCCUGGAAAUGCCCCCUACCACUCGCAGCAGCAGCAUGGACAGACAUCUUACGGGUCACCUGCACCGCCUAGUGCUUCGGAGCUGCCGGCUCAAUCCUUUGAAAACUACCCGCCUCAUGCCGAGUCUCAGGGUCAAGCUCCCUACUACCAAUCCCAGAAUCAAACUUCGGGAAAUCAGAGCCAAGCACAGACCCCAGCACCUUACUACCCGCCUCCACCAGGCCAGGAAACCCAUUCUGGCACUCGCGGAUUGGAUGGCCAGCACCACGACGGCGAGCGUGGAUUUGCACCACAGCACUAUCAGCCUCACGCUGAUGGGGAGCGUGGAUUUGUGCCAAAGCGCUACGAAGAAAAGUUCAACAAAUACGUUAACCCACUUCGUGGACAGCUUGCUGGGCAAAUUCAUCAGUAUCAGGAUCGUUUGACCGGAUACGGACGUCCUGCAUCGCAGCAAACCCAAGGCCGUAUGUCUUGCCAGGUUGUGCGUAGCUGUACCAAGUGGAGCAAUGGUAGCCCCUUGGAGCACUCCAUUGCUAACGCUUAUGCUGCUGUCAUCAAGAACAGUCUGCACUUUGUCUACAUCGAGAACCAGUUCUUCAUCACUGCUACUGGUGACCACCAACACCCUGUGAAGAAUACCAUCGGUGCCGCCAUUGUGGAGCGUAUUCUUCGUGCUGCUCGUGCCGGCGAGAAGUACAAGAUUAUUGUGGUGAUUCCCUCUGUGCCCUGCUUUGCUGGUGAUCUCCGCGAUGAUGAAAUGCUUGGCACGCGGGCCAUUAUGGAGUUCCAGUACAACUCGAUCAACCGAGGAGGAAACAGCAUUAUGGAGCUGAUCGCCAAGGAGGGUUAUAAUCCCAUGGAUUACAUUCGAUUCUACAACCUCCGCAACUAUGAUCGAAUCAACAACGGAAACAUCAUGGCUGCAGCGGAACAGCAGAGUGGUGUGAACUAUGGCGACGCGAGUCAUCAAUAUGACCAGAAUGCUUCAGCUCCCAUCAACUAUGGUCAGCAGAAUGCUCCUGCCGCUCCUGCUCCUCGAAGUGUUUUCGAUCCCACUGCUCCAUUCCAGCAGUACCAGCACGCUGCUCAGCAGGUUCCGGGAAGCAAGGCACCUGGCGCUGGACAAUGGAACAGCGUUAGCUCAUGCUACAUGCUGGGCGGAGAGGAUAUUCGUAAUGUUCCGUGGAACGGUCAUCCCGAUGCUGAGAUCGAUGCGUUUGUCAGCGAAGAGCUCUACGUGCACUCCAAGGUCAUGGUUGCCGACGAUCGCGUUGUGAUUUGCGGAUCGGCGAACUUGAACGAUCGCUCGCAGCUCGGAGAGCAUGAUUCGGAGAUUGCACUUAUUAUCGAAGACUUUACUCCGAUCCACUCCACUAUGAACGGCCAGCCCUGGACCGCCAGUCGCUUUGCUUCAUCUCUCCGUCGCCAGCUGAUGCGCAAGCAUCUGGGACUUCUUCCCCCACAAGAUUACCAGCAACCAGAUGCUAACUUUGAGCCGGUCGGUGUCCCCAACCACUUUGACUUUGACUGCCCCGAAAGCAAGAUUGUUUCCGAUCCGCUCUCGGAUACUUUGCAAAGUCUGUGGAACUCACGUGCCCACGCCAACACCGAAGUCUUCCGCAAGGUGUUCCACGCUGUUCCCGAUGACAGCGUGCGUAACUGGGCCACAUACAAAGAGUUCUACGAGUACUACUUCCACGGAGCCGAUAAAGAGGCUGAGGGUCAGGGAGGCAGACCGGCACGAUACCAGUGGGGCCACGUUGUUCGCGACGAUUUCGCCCCUGGUCCGGAAGGCGCGAAGCAAGUCAAAGAACUGCUCAGCCAGGUCAAGGGUAAUCUGGUGGAGAUGCCUUUGAUGUUCCUUGGCGAGGAGGAUAUUGCGAAGACUGGCCUGACCCUGAAUGAGCUGACUGAGCCCAUCUACACUUGA
Penicillium verhagenii is the source of this 3774-nucleotide messenger RNA. RefSeq names its product putative phospholipase D (PLD) (gene pld2). Gene Ontology annotation, molecular function: catalytic activity. The transcript is spliced from 4 exons. Gene Ontology annotation, biological process: cell motility. The coding region runs from base 1 to 3774 and encodes 1257 amino acids. The record is from RefSeq and is a predicted model, not a curated record. Lineage: Eukaryota; Fungi; Ascomycota; Eurotiomycetes; Eurotiales; Aspergillaceae.